AUAACACCGUAUAAUCAUGAUAUAUCCAGACCGGUGUUCAAGAACCGAAAUAAUGCGAGGUGAACAAGUAUGAAACAUUAAACAUGUCUCAUGGCUGGAGGCAGGGGCAACAACAAGCAAAGUGGAAAUUUAGACAGAAUACAUCAAUGGCUCUGUUGCCAUCAGCUUUAUGCUUCUGUCAAGCCUGAACUUCCUUCCAGUGAAACAUUUAAAAAACAUCAACGUAUAGAAGAGAGCCGGAUUGUUGCAAAAAGUCUUAAUGAUCUACAAGAUAAUAUUUUGAGGCUCUUAUACAGCAAUUCACACUUCUCAAAAGAAGAACAAGUAUUGGUAAAAUUUAUUUUGAGUACUUGUACCACAAAACUUGUGAAUGCAACCUCUGCUAAUAAAGUAUUAAACACCAAUAAAAGAUAUGUGGAUUGUACAACACCAGAGUGUCAUUCAAAAAGCAUUGAAUGUUCAAGAAAUGUGAGAGAAUAUGCCACUGUGGAUGUAAGUCCCACCAUAUCCGAUAUGGCUGAUUCUGGUUUAGAAACUGGUUCUGUAAGUCCACAUGAAAACACCACAUCUGAGAAUUCAAGCACUGACUUUGAGGAAUUGCAAGUGACAGAAUAUACUUCUGGAAAUGAUGAUUUAGAUAAGAUUCGUGCUAGGCGUAUGCACAACAAAGAUAAAAAAGUAGUUAUAGACAAUGAACGCUACAAUUCAACUAAUAAUUAUAACAGCUCAUGUCACAUAAAGGACUUAGUAGAAUCAGGGUUGAUGGAAUGUGCUUCAAAUGAUCAUAGCGCAACAUGUUGUUCCUUCGAUACGGAACAAUCGCAAAUAGAUUCCUCUAGUUCAUCUACAGAAAAUGCUCAAAAAGCAAAGUUGCAUACAGAUGAAGUUUAUCAGUAUGAAAACCAAGUACUUAGCGAUCCAUUUUAUGAGUCUGACUGUGGUAGUGAUGAAAACGAAUCGUUUGAAUUUGUUACUCCCGACAACGCAUCUUCUGUGAAUACCAAUACUGAAAAGAGAUCUACGAAGGAGGAAUCCGCGGAGAAGUCACAAGAUGAAAAAAUAUGUCAUUCCAGUUAUUCCCAAGUUGAAAAUGCACAAUCAGAAAAUACAAACCAUGAAGUAUCACAUGAUACACACAAUCAGAAAAGUUCCUGUAAUACAAGUAAUUACUAUUUCAUCGACGCGUCGACUCUUAAUGAUGAAGUAGAAGUUCCAACUUCAAGUGUAGUUAAAAAUCAAUGUUACGACGAAAAAUCACAACCAUAUGCUUCCUGUUCUUCUAAAUAUGCUGCAGGUACUUCUAACGAUUUUGCUGAAGAGCAAUGCUACAAAUUUACACCUCUUAAAACAACUAAUUUACAAACUGGCCAUGAAAGAAUAGCAGAAUUUGAAAGGGAAUUAAAGCUUACCGAGUACCUAGAACCGCUCACUGAUACGCGGAAAAUAAGAAGAAACGAUUCUAUGAUGGAAGAAAAAAUAAAGGCAGAAACGCAUAAAGAAUCUUUGGCUGUAGAAAUCAAGGAAGCAGACAGCGGUGAAAGUGCACAUCCUUCUCCUUGUCCUGACAAUAAUAAAAUUAUAAACAAUGAUCGGCAUGUUGUGCCACGAGUUCAUAACGAGAACGUUUCGAACGUAGUAACAGUGGAUACUGAAAAAGAAAUCAUUGAGCAGGCUAACGAUAAAGAUACGAAUUUAACGGACGAUACACAACGACCUUCUCUUAUCAGAAGGAAUACGUUUGAGCUGGACUCAAAUGACGAAAAGCUCUCGGUGUUAAGGCAAGAAUACGAACGACGACAGGGAAAUCUCGUGUUUCAAAAUGCUAUACCACAAUAUUCAGGACACCGUGUUGAUGACGAUUCAUGUUUUAUUCCUCCUGACGAAUCUUCUAUUCCGAUAAGCAACGUUUUAAAUAAAUUUACGAUGGAUGUUCAAAUUCCAACUGGUAGUCAAUAUCAUACAAUGCCAUAUCUUCCACUGGAUAAUGGAAAAUAUGAGAUCAAUCAGACGCCACCAGAAAAUAAUAAUUCUCUGCAAAGUAACAGUAGAACCAAUAUGAUUUAUCCGGUAACCAAAAGUGCUAGUGACGAAGUUGUCACGGAUUAUCAUACAGAAUCGGACAACGGGUCAGGUAACUGUAGCAGCAGUUUGCCUGUUACGUUAAGUUGCAUCAUAGAAAAAGAUAAUAGAACUGAUACGAUAAAGAAAACUAAGUGCGACGAUACUACGCCUAUUAUUUCCGGCGGUGUUAGCACUUCGGACUAUUCUAAGCCCACCGAUAGUCCUACUGUGCGCCGAAAAACGGAAUCUACACCGAUUGUUUCAGGUGGUUCUGUUAUCAUGAACGAUCCUGACGCAAGAAUGAGACCCUCAAGAAUGUCUUCUUCUAUGACUGCAUGGGUUGUUGAUAUGAGCGAUUGUAAUAAAAAUGAUCCCAAGUCGUUAAACAUCACUCAUGCAGGAAUGUCACAAAGUUUUUCAAGUUCAGAAUGCGUGAAGAAACCGAUAAGAAAAAUAAGCAGUCACGAAAAGCACGGCAGCUUAGGAUUUUUCGUUAAUUUGAAAGAUAUGGAUUCGAAACCUAUUGCACAGCAACAAACUUAUCAAACAGAUAAAAAAGAGCAAAAUGAAUGUAGUAAAUCUUACUGCGAAUUUUACGUUGAUAUGUCUAACACAAGUAACGCGCCGAAAACUAAGAAAUUAGACGAAGAGGUAAUUCCUGUUAAGUCUGAGAAACCUAUCGAACCUGGCGAUAAGAAAAAUAUUUUUUCUAUGUUUAUCGAUUUGAGCGAUUCACCUAAGAACAAAGAUAACACUGUACAACAUUCUCACAGGCGAAGUUUCUCCACAUUCUCUGACAAACAAGUGGAGAUGAAGUUGGAUGAUACAAAUUCCAGCGAGAAUAGUAUUGCAACAAGGGAAACUCAAUUGUCGAUUGAACAAAAAUAUCUCAGAGAGAAAGCUAAACCAAGUGUCUUCAUGUACAUAGAGUCUGACUCUCCAGUGGUGAGAAGAAGAACCCUGUCUUCGUCGCGGCCAGCGUUUAAGCGACAUUCGUGGAACGUCGACAAAACGCAAGGCACCAGUAAUAAUAAUGGGCAUGUUGCAAAAGAACUGAUGUUCAGAAAAGAACACAAACGCGCACAUAGUCUCUCUGUGGAUCGGGGAGACUUGAAGAAGCUACAAACAAAGCCCAGUUCUUCAAGCCACUCUUUGAACGACACAACGAAGCCAGCAGAAUGUGUUACUCAAAAAAAUUCUAAACUUCUUCAAGAAGGUAACAAUGGUCCAAAUAACAUGGACACAUCUUCAGAAGAUGUAUUUGAGUUUGAUGUAAGGGACACGCCUCCAAAUUCCCACGUUGAAGUGAUCAACGAGGAACUUCGUGUCAGCGUAAAAGAGCACGAGUAUACGGAAUUGAAAACCGAUAGAACCGUAGAUAGUCUAAACGCUACCGAUGCUAAAUACGAAGAUGAAUAUUCUGAGACUUCAGCGUGGGAGAAAACAUGUACCGAGAGCACCGAAGGGCAAACGCGUAAAAGCGAAACGUUCGAUAUCAGUAGCGGUAGUGGUCCAUCGCCUGAUAGCGAUAAUCAUGAUUACGAAUUAUCCGAAUUAUUAAACGGAGAAGUGCCAAACAUAAAUCGACCCCAAGUGGUUCCUGCCGUAGGUAGUAAAAUAUCGGAGACACAUAAAUCUUUAAACGAAACGAUUAAAAAGAUUGAAAGUGAACUGAAAAGUCCGGAUUAUGUGAAACCAGAAACAGUAUACGACAAACAAAACGUAACGUCAAAGAAAAAUGAAAGGACCAUGGGACAUAAUCUAAAGUCAACAUCUUCUAACUUUGUUCGAUUAUCUGAUUUAGAUAAAACACCUGUAAUGUCUCUUUCGACGGAUGUGUUGACCGUGAAAGAAGAUAGAAGUACCUAUCGUAUGUGUAACAGUAUACCAGAGACUUCUUGGAUCGAAAGUAAAUUAGUAAUGUCCAGAACAAAUGGAUCUGUUAGACCACUUCCUAGGAAAUUUACAUCGGUCAUGAGCACAUCUCUACCACCUAAACAAAAGUCUCCUCUUGAAGAACUAACAGGGGAAUAUGACGGAGAAGGAAUUAUAUCAGAAUCUGAUUUGAGUAGUAUGCAGAGUAGCAUGGGUCGUUCUGGCGCUGGUGUUAGACCAUACAAUAGAUUAGGGGAAGAUUUGUUGAGAAUGUUCUUAGAGGAAAUUAAUCCAGAUGUUACGAUUGAUGUAGCUGGACGUCGUAUAAGAGCUCACAAGUGUAUAUUGAGUUCUCGUUGUCAAUAUUUCGCGGCGAUCCUUAGUGGCGGAUGGAUCGAGAGCGUAGGAAAUGUUAUUUCUCUGCCUGGUUAUUCUUACGAUGCGGUACAUUUUGCACUGUGCCACAUAUACAGCGGAGAAAGUAAUAUACCAGAUACUAUAAGUAUAGUUGAACUAGCAACAUUAGCUGAUUUGUUAUGCUUGGAAGGUCUUAAAGAAAUUAUUGGAUAUACGCUUAAAGUUAAAUAUUGUCAUCUAUUUCAUAAGCCUUGCCAAAUAUGUGCCGUUGGUGUAUUAGAGUGUAUGCCUUUAGCAGCAGCCUAUGGUCUCGACGAAGUGUAUCGAAAAUCUCUUCGUUGGGUAACCAGACAUUUCGUACGAAUAUGGCCAUGUAAGGCAUUUGCUACGCUUCCAAAAGAACUUAUGGCAAAAUGUUAUCAUCAGCAUAUUGUACAUAUGUCCACGGACAACGUGCUUCAAACUAUGAUGGAUUGUGAUAAACUGCUCGCGACUUUGCCAAAUGUCCGUUGGGCUGAACCAGUCUUCAGAAUGGUCUCAAACUUGUUGGAAACUUCGGUGAAAUUUUUGUCAGAUAAUUUCGCAGGAGUUUUAGGAAACGAAAACUUCCAAUCUCUUGGUCGAGAAUUAACAUGGAAUAUUAGUCGAUUGGAGGAUAAUUUCUUGGCCGCUUCCGAACGUUUACCGCCUGAACAAGCGUGUAAAAGUUACUCGAAAUUGCAUAAAAUGUUAACUUCGGCGCAACAAGACGAAGCUCAAGAAAAAAUAAAAUGGGGGCCUUUGUUCAUUGACUUUUUGAAGAAAAUUCAGAGUCGAGUGGAAAAAUGCUUGGUUAGAGACGCAGCACGAGCCGCAAGGACUACAACAUGGUUGAAAAUGGACUUGGAGCUCCGGCGUAGAAUACAAGAAUUAGCUUGUCUUGUAAUAUUACCUAAUGAAACAGUAAAACGUCAGUCAAGGCAUUCUAACUUCUUAAAGGAACCCAGACCAGCAUCAAGUCGUUCAACAACCACAAACAGAAGUCUGGAUUUGAAACGCGUAAAAAUGGUUAUAUCUGAACACAAUCAUAAAACUUUAAAACAAAUGGCAGCGCAACAACCGAAGAAAGUUCUUAAUAAACCAAAAAGUGAUCCAUUGGAACGUAAAGUGCAAAACGAUAAACCAACUACUACAGAAACAAACAGGCCAAAGUCGUGGCCUAAUAAAUUAGAGGUAAAAUCAAGGUAUUUAGAACCUAGAAACAAGUCUGUUCCAAAAGAAACCCCGCAACCAAUACAUCUGGAAAAAGUUAUGAUACAGCAACGACGAAAAAUAAUGAUUUCGUCUUCAGACUCGUCUCGAACAUCUAGUCCGGCAAUGAAACGCGCUACCGACAAAAAACCAUUAGCUAAGAUAAAAUUGCCCAUAAAAAAAGAUGUAAAGGCUCUUUCUUCGGAUAGUUUAACAGAAUCCAAUGCGAGCAGAACGAAUACCAAAAAGGACUCGAUCAGUAAAAGUUGCGGUAUUACGCGUCCAGAAUCUCCAUCUUUUAAACAAAAAAGUACAGAAAUAGGCUUAUCUGUAGAUUCGUUAGCAGAAUCGAAGAAUAAGCCUGCAACAGUUAAGAAGAAGACUAAUAAGAUGGACACUUCGAUGUCCACAGACAGUCUUAUGACUGAAAUAACAACAACGCCCAAGUCAAAUACAUCAAACAAACUUUCUCCAACUUUAGGAAAAACAACGAACAAAGUACAACUUUAUGACAAAGGGGCAAAGAAGAAUUCACCACCGAUGCAGCAAAGAAGCCCGCUUACGGCAACAAGAAGACCACGAAGAUCUUUAGAGUGUUCGACCGCAGCCAGUAGAAGCAGGGCUGCAGCUAUUAGCGCUUACCAUUUGCGAAGAAAUCUUCUAGAUGCUGCGAAAACGCCGGAUAUUCCAAGUAAGUCAUUGAAUAACGUGUCGUGCAAACCCGUAAACACGCGGCCGGUUACGCAAUCUACAAUUAAUCAUCCUAACGUAACGAGAGAAAAAAAGGAAGGAGUGCCGAAUCAACAGGGCUCGGAGAGUCCUAGCAAAAGAUCUUCCCCUAAAUCGUCUGGCACUAAUAAAAUAAACAAAACUACGGUCACUAAUAAAAGGACAACAACUACUACUAAAACCUCUUGCGAUGAAAAGGUUAAAAAUAAGUGCCAUAAUGGGGAAGUUGCAAAACAACCUACGGUGGGUUCUAGAUCGGGAACCUUUUUAAAAGAUGAACCCACAAUUCUUAAGAAAGCAGAUAUUAAAUCUUCUCAAAUUAACACUUAAAUUUAUGGACUGGUCGGUAUGUACGUUUUUGUACGUACAUAGCGCCGUUAGUUUUACGAGUAUACAUAUAAAACUAUUGUCUUUAACCGCAAACGUGAUAAAUC
Habropoda laboriosa is the source of this 6686-nucleotide messenger RNA. RefSeq lists its product as uncharacterized. NCBI's taxonomy places the organism in Eukaryota, Metazoa, Arthropoda, Insecta, Hymenoptera, Apidae. The transcript is spliced from 10 exons. The record is from RefSeq and is a predicted model, not a curated record. Gene Ontology annotation, molecular function: protein binding. The coding region runs from base 91 to 6582 and encodes 2163 amino acids.